GCCAAGUAGCACAGCGGAGUGUGUCUCCGCUACGGUGUAAUAUGUGAGGUUAAGUUGGACAUAGGGAAUCAUGUCACAGACGACAAGAAGUGACGAUUCUCUUUUGGAAGAAAGAAUCGAAAAAAUAAGGAAAAACAACGAAAGAAUUCAACGAAGAUAUUUGGAAGUGGAAGCUGAUAAACAGAAUGCUGCAAAAUUAAAUGCUCUGGUCCAGCUAUCUCCUCCACAUGAAGAUGAAGAACCACGGUUCAGUCAUCCAAGAUUACCAAAGAAGUCUGAGAGGGACGUGCAUGAGCAAGGUCAGGAGAAUGAACUAAGUUAUUCACCGAGAGCCUCAGCUCGUGAACAUAAUCGAUUUGGUCCAUCAGCACAACCAUAUACCAGCACAAAAAGCCACAGUUUCUCGCAGGAUGAUGGACCACCUCCAGAUCCUGUGUACAACUUCUUGGCAGAUCGACAGCGUGAUCCGAGAGCCAGUCCUCGUGGUGCUCCAUUUCAAAGAGGAGGUCGUGGUAACCGUGGCAUGCCAACACAGUAUAGAGAGAGAACAGGGCCACCUGAAACAAGGGGCAAAUUCUCUAGAGGUCGUGGACGUGGCUCAGAUGGCCCUCAUCAACACGCCUACGAGAUGUGGAAAUCUGAAAGAUAUCAGAUAGACCAAGAACGCAUCAACAGACAGAAGACUGCAGGAGGAGAAUGGAAGAGAGAAUGGGACAAGGAAAAGGUGUCUGAAGAUGUUGACAAUGACUGGCCACCUAGUGCAGGACAAGGGAGAAUUCCCUACCGCCGUGAUAAACACACAUUGGAAAGCUAUAUUCCUAGAGAUGGAGGUCAUCCUUCUGGAGUAAAUCAUCCAGAAACAAACAGAGAUGGAAAAGGAGUCACAAGAAAGAAAAAAACACAUGAUGCAGCCUCACCUUUUGCCGCUCAAGAUAAAAGGCUUGCAGCUAAAAGCCCCAAACCAGAAAGAAGGACUGUGAAGGAUUUGGGAAUAUCACUGCAAGUGUCUGUGAAGAAUGAUCAUGCUGCUGCACCUCCAGUUCAGAGAGUGAAAGUAUCACCAAAGAACAUAGCAGGAACAGGUAGAGUAGGACCACGUCAACAAGCAAGAAUGAGCUACAGUAGUCAGUCAGAAGAUGAAACAGUCCGUGUGAAUACUGAAAGGAAGGUUCCCAGCAAACGACAGAACAAGAAAUAUGAGCAAUCUCCAGAAACCAAAUCUCUUUCUGGGGCUAGUACACUAUCAUCAAAGGAGAAAGAGGUGGCUCAUGGUGCUUCUGAAGCUAAUGUGACUGGUGCUGCAAAGCCACCAUUACCCCCUGUUUGUGACGCAAGGACAGGAAAUGAAAUGCCAAAACCAAAGCGACAGAUACUAAAAGCAGUACGACAGAGAGGACAGAGAAAUUCUACAAAUAAAAGUUAUGGAACAAAGUCAAGUGACUCAGAUAAAAAGGAAAGUAGUGAUGAUGCGAAGGAAAGGAGUGAAUCAGGAGAUGAUGGGUGGGAAGAUGUGACUACUACAAGUGGAACUGAGAGUAUGUCUGAAGAUGCUGUGCCUUCUCAAAUGGAAAAUAGUCCAUGUGUAGUUGCUAUGAAUGAUUUGAGUUUGAGUGAAACAAAGGAAGUUUCUGAAGCUAAUUAUAUGAGCAAAACCCAAAAUAAUUCUGAAGAAGCUGUUAUGCCUUCAGAAGGAACAGACCACACAGAAAGGAAAAUGUCUGAUAUUGACAACUUAUGUUCUAGUACUACUGAUCAGUCAACUGCUGAAAAUCAUAGAAAAAGUGCAUGUGAUUCUAAUCAUUCUGCUGUGGAUACUGAAACACUGUCUGAUAUUAACAACUUGUGUUCUAGUUCUACCGGCCAGUCAACUCCAGAGAGCUGUGGAAAUGCUCCACAUGAUUCUACUGGUAGUUCUGCUGUGGAUGCUGAAACAGUGUGCACAAGUGACACUGGUCUUUCACCUGGAGAUACUAAGCAAGAAGAGCUGUUGAAUUCUGCAGCUGUUGAAAUUCAGCAAAAUGAAACAGGGAAUCCAAACUGUUAUAGCACUGAUGCUGUAACAAUAGCUGUGGAAAGCAAAGAAACAGAUUUAGCAACACCUGAGCAGAGCAGCAAAGGAAGUGAGGGAAAAAUGGAUGAAAAAUAAUUUGUUGCAGUUUAUUGCCAUGUAAUUACUAAUGUGCUCAAAAUUCUGUUUCAAUUACAUUCUCCAUUAAACUUUGCAAAAGCUUUGCAUAUUUGUGCUGAAGGGAAUAUUUAUAGUUUUUGUUGGUUAUAUUUUGUUUAGUCUGUGCUAUUUUGUAGGAAUUAAUAGCCUCCUUGCCUGGUCCUUAUUGUAUGGUUCUAAAUGUUGCUAUGCUAAUUGUGUUGAAGAUAAUUCAGACCUCUAUUCCCUACCCAUACAUUAAUGCAAAAAUGUAUUUUGUACUGUAGUAUUUAUAAUGAACACUUUUUAUAAUCUAAUAAUUUAUUGUUAUUUAUGCUUUUUCCUGUUGAAAAUCCUCUGGAAGUUCUCACAUUUAUUUUCAUGAAAUUAUGUAACAGGUAAUAAAAUAAUUUAUGAUUUCAUGUCAAGCUGUGAUGAAAUUAAGGGAUGCUUUAACUUUUUGUAGUGUAAUAAACAGAUUGUAUGUAAUACUUCAAACAUGAGAAAGUGCAUGUCAGACUUACACUGGAAUGUUAUAGUUUUCAAUUACAGCAAGUUUUUGAAUUUCAUACAUUAUUAAAUAUGCUGAAAGAAAUAGCUUUAUUUAAUUAAAUUCUUCUGGCAGUCUAUACACUUAGACGUAUUCUUCAGUUCCUUUGUGGUGUUGUUUAUACAUAGUACUGGAUACAUUGUAUUCACAGAAAUGGAAGGCACUGCUUCUCAAGCCAAAAAUUUACAUAAAAAUCAUCUGCUGUGAGUAUAUUACUAUAUGUACAACUUACAAAUACUACGUUUGGUUCUGUCAAAAUUAAUUUUAUAAGUGUCAGUGUUGUUGUAAUUUACAACUUUUUGAAAGAACAUGCUGUACUGUUACCAUAUUUAUGAAUGGUAUCCAGAACUUGAAUAGUUUCAUUUCAAAUAUGGCCUCUAGACCUGUAUCUUUUGUGAUGAAACAUAAAUACUUCAGCUUGAAUGUUAUGUACAUGCUAGAAAAUUUUUAAAAUUUGUCAUUCAGUGUAUUGACAGAGGCAUGAUGUGAGAAUAAAUUGAAGAUAUUUUCUGGAUGUGUUAGUUUUUGAGAAGGAGAAUUUUUAAUGUUACUGUGGGUGUCUUAUAAAUUAAAACAUGUAAUUACAGACCUCACAUUGACUGAGUGCUAUUGUAUUAGAGUGCUUUACUGAUGGAAAUCAGGCUGUCAUUCUGUACUGAAUAUCAUUAUUAUUUCCAAAAUUGAUAUAUUUAAAUCCUACAGAUUCCAUCAUUUUGGAUGCUGUCUGUACUGCAAACUGUACCUACAUCUGGAGAUGAGUUUAUAAGUCUAAUAUAAUCUACACAUAUGGUUAAACCAAAUUUCAGAAACAGGACAGUGGUACUUUUUGUAUUUUGUGAUAAAUAUACAAAUUAAGUGAAAAUUCAUAAUGGAUGUUUAUAACUACUGGAAAUAUUUUCAUUCUUCUGAACUAAUUAAUUACUUUUGUGGUUUAUCAAGUUUUCUGAAGUCUGUACUCAUGAAAAUAGUUUCCUCUUUAAACCACAUGAUAUUAAACUAUAAUCUGUGGAUAGCUUGACCUAUGUGCUGCAUUAAAUUAUCUUUCAUA
Molecule: messenger RNA, 3744 nt
Organism: Schistocerca nitens (vagrant locust)
Lineage: Eukaryota; Metazoa; Arthropoda; Insecta; Orthoptera; Acrididae
Exons: 8
Coding region: 71-2146 (691 amino acids)
Source: RefSeq, a predicted model, not a curated record